CAAAAAUGGGAGCCCUCAGGGCCUUUGUGGUAGUCUUCUCCUUGGCAGUGAUGACAGGAGCUCAGCGUCCUCUCAGCCUACAGUUCCUUGAGGAUGUGCCAACAGCAACUCCAGGUCUCCUUACUACGGUGCCUAUGUCCGAUGCUGAUGUACCAAAGAGUGAGAAAGUUGAGGAGCAUCUACUUGCAGAUAAGAAUCAGAAUGUUACUGAAAUAAAGGACCAGGACCAAAACCUGCAAGACAUCCGAGAGAAAAUCAUGUCAACAAUGCCUUCCUCUGACCAAGCUGAGGCAACCACAGAGGAAGAGAUGUUGCUUAAGGUCUCGACCAUCACUCCUACACCUGAGCCUCUUCCCACGCCACUGCCUGUUCUGAUUAGCAUGGGUGAUGCAGAAGAAAUUUUGAAAAGCUCAGAUGUAGAGAAACCAGUAGGCAAGAAAAAGUCAUCUGUUCCAAAGAAAGGAGUUGCAUAUGAACCACCUUCUGUGGUUCCAAAAAAGAGUGCUGAUCCAGAGAGUGUGAAACCAUCUGUAGUUCCAAAGAAAGGUGUUGAUUCAGAAAAUUUAAAACCAUCUGUGGUUCCAAAGAAAGGUGUUGAUUCAGAAAAUUUAAAACCAUCUGUGGUUCCAAAGAAAGGUGUUGAUUCAGAAAAUUUAAAACCAUCUGUAGUUCCAAAGAAAGGUGUUGAUUCAGAAAACUUAAAACCAUCUGUAGUUCCAAAGAAAGGUGUUGAUUCAGAAAACUUAAAACCGUCUGUAGUUCCAAAGAAAGGUGUUAAUGCUGGACUGGUUAACCCCAUAUUUUCUGAGGCUAAUAUGCAAAUCCCAACCCAGAAAACCCCAACAGGUGUGAAAGAGAGCACAGUAUCAGAUAGUAGUGUAGUGCUACCUAAAAAGUCAAUGUCUAAUCCAUCAUCAUCAGUCAAUGCCUUACCAUCUAGUCUGCAGGAGAAAGCUAGCCAAGCCUGAUUAGCCCCACCAAACCUUUGAAAGGAUCUCCAACCCCAAGCCCAGUAGUACCAGCUGUACAUUUGGCUGGCCAGAAUGAGUCUUCCAACGGCACAAAGCCAGAGAGCAUCCCACCUUCAACGGACUCCAGUGAGACCCACUCAAAGCCAACUGCAGCCAUAGACAACCUUGGUGCAAAUGAGAAGGAUUCAGAGGGCAGUGGUGCAUACACACCAGCUGCUGUGGGGAUCAUAUUGCUCCUAUGCAUUGUUUUCACUGUUAUGAUUUUAGGUAUCCGAAGACUGCAAGAUGUGUGGAUGAGAAGACACUAUGCUCGGGUGGAUUUCCUUAUUGAUGGAAUGUAUGACAUGUAGACAAAUGGCAUCUUGAUUGUUGAAUUUUAUUGUCACAAAAAGAGAUGUGAUACAUAUUUUUAUACUUUUUUUUAGUUUUACAUCAGUUUCAAGUGAGGUUACAUUUUGUACACUUAUUUCAAAUGUUUCAUUUCUGCUUUACAUUUUAAAAAUUAGGGAUACCAAUGAUACUAUUGCAGCUUAGUUUAUUUACUUGUUCUUAAAUGGUGCUUAGUCAUAGUAUUGAUAAGUGGACAGAUUUUUUAAAAAGUGUAAAAGGUAAAAACUCAGGUUUUUAGUCUUGGUAGAGUGUAGCAUACAAUUAGAAACUGCAUAUUUGGAAAUAGAGAUUAUGAUAUAAAUAAUUUAUUCUUUUAAUGUGUUAUUUUGGUGCAUUAGAGUAUUUUAUAUAUACGAAUCUCCAAAUUGCAGUGUAGCAAUAUAGUCACUCGUAAUGAAUACCUAAACUUUGAAGUCAUUUUAAUUAUAUGCUGUAAUGUAAUAUGGAAAUUUAAAAAAUAAAACGAGUUUGCUCAUGACUGACAGA
Molecule: messenger RNA, 1847 nt
Organism: Penaeus monodon (black tiger shrimp)
Lineage: Eukaryota; Metazoa; Arthropoda; Malacostraca; Decapoda; Penaeidae
Product: titin-like
Exons: 3
Coding region: 6-968 (320 amino acids)
Source: RefSeq, a predicted model, not a curated record